Messenger RNA from Indicator indicator, 3277 nucleotides. It is a transcript of the gene CTTN, whose product is annotated as cortactin. The record is from RefSeq and is a predicted model, not a curated record. Gene Ontology annotation, biological process: regulation of actin filament polymerization. Gene Ontology annotation, molecular function: actin filament binding. Gene Ontology annotation, cellular component: focal adhesion; lamellipodium; actin filament. Lineage: Eukaryota; Metazoa; Chordata; Aves; Piciformes; Indicatoridae.
CUGUUUCUUCUGAUGGUGUUGCAGAUGUGGAAGGCUACUGCAGGCCACACCAUUUCUGUCAAUCAGGAUGAUGGAGCUGAUGACUGGGAGACAGACCCUGAUUUUGUGAAUGACGUGAGUGAGAAAGAACAGCGCUGGGGAGCUAAAACUGUGAAAGGAUCUGGCCACCGAGAGCACAUCAAUAUUCAUCAGCUGAGAGAGAAUGUAUUCCAAGAACACCAGAACCUCAAAGAGAAGGAGCUUGAAACAGGACCGAAAGCUUCCUAUGGCUAUGGAGGGAAAUUCGGCGUCGAGCAGGAUCGCAUGGAUAAAUCAGCUGUUGGGCAUGAAUAUCAGACCCAGCUUUCUAAGCACUGCUCCCAAGUGGACUUGGUGAAAGGAUUUGGUGGCAAGUUUGGAGUACAAACUGACAGAAUUGACCAGACAGCUGUUGGGUUUGAAUAUCAGGGGAAACCUGAGAAGCAUGCCUCCCAAACAGACUACUCAGGUGGUUUUGGUGGAAAACAUGGAGUACAGGCUGACAGAGUGGAUCAGGGUAAAACUGAGAAGCAAGAUUUAUCUCAAGGAGAUUAUUCCAAGGGCUUUGGUGGUAAAUAUGGUGUUGAGAAGGACAAAGUGGACAAAAGUGCUGUUGGCUUUGAGUAUCAAGGCAAAAUGGAAAAACAUGAAUCACAGAAAGAUUAUGUGAACGGGUUUGGAGGCAAGUUUGGAGUGCAGAGAGACAGACAAGACAAGUGUGCACUUGGCUGGGAUCACCAGGAGAAAGUGCAGCUGCACGAAUCCCAGAAAGACUAUAAGAGUGGUUUCGGAGGGAAAUUUGGUGUGCAGAGAGAAAGGCAGGACCCAUCUGCCGUGGGGUUUGAUUACAAGGAGAAACUAGCCAAGCAUGAAUCUCAACAAGAUUACUCGAAAGGAUUUGGUGGGAAGUAUGGUGUCCAGAAAGAUCGGAUGGAUAAGAAUGCAGCAACUUUUGAAGAUAUUGAAAAACCAGCAUCAACUUACCAGAAGACCAAACCAGUAGAAGCUGUUGCCAAUAAAGCAAGCAUCAUCCGAGCUAACUUUGAAAACCUGGCCAAGGAGAAGGAGCAGGAGGACCGCAGGAAGGCAGAAGCUGAGAGGGCACAGAGGAUGGCCAGGGAGAAACAAGAACAGGAGGAGGCCCGAAGGAAACUGGAGGAGCAAGCCAAAGCCAAAAAGCAAACUCCACCCUCAUCUCCUACUGCACAGCCAGCUGAGCAGGAGGCUCCCUCAAGCCCAGUCUAUGAGGGCUGCUGAGCCUCACCUCUGUUUCUGCAGGAUGCAGUUUCCAGUGAGGUGCAGGCUGCCUACAAGGACCCCAGCCCAGCCGCGCCUGAGCCGGAGCCUGGCUACAGAACUGCAGAGUACCAAGAAGCAGUGAGUCAGCGAGAGGCAGAGUAUGAACCAGAGACUGUCUACGAGGUGGCAGGAGCAGCAGAGCAUUACCAAGCAGAAGAAAAUGCUUAUGAUGAAUAUGAGAACGAACUUGGGAUCACAGCCAUAGCCCUUUAUGAUUACCAAGCUGCGGGCGAUGAUGAGAUCUCCUUCGACCCAGACGACAUCAUCACCAACAUCGAGAUGAUCGACGACGGCUGGUGGCGGGGGGUCUGCAAGGGCCGCUAUGGGCUCUUCCCUGCCAACUACGUGGAGCUGAGGCAGUGACUGCUGCGGGCUGCUGCUUAUGCCUUAAUUCCCCAGCCGUGAGAUCUGGCUCCCUACAGGAGGACCGGUGAUGAUUUCUGAGGAGGGAGGGGGUGUAUCCAUCCUGCUUUUAUAUUUAAUACUUUGCUGAUGCUUUUUAAAAUGUUUAUGCCACAGAAAUCGCUAAUAUAUUGUAACUCUUCUGCUCCUCACUCAGGCUCCUGGGGGCUAUCUCCAUGCAUUUGGAAACGUUUCUUCUCUGCCAAAUUAGCAAUUGUCAUGAACAGCCUUCCUGAGGACAGCUAGCUGUCUGUUGUAAUAGUGCAUGUUGGACUCCUAAGUGAGCAGACUUCCUUAGUGUUCCAGUCUAGAUAGUCUUCCACUAAAUGUUUUCAGCUGAGAAAGUCAUGGCUAUGCAGGUUGCAUUUCCACAAAGAGGCAGUGGGGAGGGCUGGGGAGGUGCAUAAUUUUUUUUCUUCUUUUUGUCUUGAAAAAGCAAAGAAAAUGCUUGGAAGUUGCAGCCAUUGGCAGUGAAUCAAAUACUGUCUGGUAUUUAUGGAAUAUUAGUGUUAGGAAGGAAACAGUCUGGUCACUUUUUCCUUCUCUUUUAAAGUGAAGCUCCUUGGCUCUUGCAUUGAGAUUUUUUUAUUAUGACUUUUUUCCUGCUCCUCCUGUCCAUGUUUUCCCAGAGAGGGCCUGCAAACACUCUAGCACUGAUUGUCCCAAAUUUCUUUACUCUUUUUUUCUGGUUUCACUUUCCUCUUUCCCAGGAAAACUUGGAAAAGUUCCUGUACAAGUGCUGAGUCACUCAGCAAGGCUCCCACUUGUUCAAAGGGAAACUGGCACCCGGAGCUGUGUGAUUGAUUACCUGCAGGAAGGGGCUCACUGCUUUAAACAGGGGGGAACGGGCAGCUGGGUUCUGUGUGCAUCAUGUCCUUUGUUCUCACAAGGAAUGGCCUGCAGUGCCCUGAGGACAUUCUGUGUAACCAUCUUUGAGUCCAGGAGUGUCAAUACAAGUAACUGGAUGUACAACUCAUGCAAAUGAUCUCUGUUUUUACUCCAUACAAAAGACAACUGUACUCUGUGUGUGUGUUCAGCAGAAACUGCCAGUAACCUUCUACUAAACAACAGAACUAAACCUGUUCUUUGCCAAAACUGAAGUUCUCCUUGUUCUAGAAAGCUGCAGAUUUAGGGUCCCUACCAAAGAGUGCAAGCUGCAUCUAACACUGCAGGUGUUCAGUGUCUGUUACUGUCUGUUUCCACCUUGUGAUCCAAAUGGGAGUGGCAGAACUGGUGCAGGAGCUAAGAAGGAAUGCAAAGAAUGGUCAUAACCUGCAAAUUUGGACCAAUGGACUAGAGGAGGCCUGUGUGAAACAGUGACAUGCUUAAUGUAGCUAGGAAGAAGGCAUCAUGUUGAACCAAGUCUUGGAUGGUUGGGACAAUCCUUACCAAAUGUCAUGCCUGUGUCAUGAUUCUGUACCUGUUUUCCCUCUCCACAGUCUCAUUUCUGUGUCAUUUGCAUUACUAGGGUUGGGUUUUAUAUGCAGUUUAUUUUAUCCAAUUUUGCAUAGAACACCUCAUAGGGAUAUGAUUUUUUGUAAAUUAAAUAUUCAAUAAA